Molecule: messenger RNA, 6808 nt
Organism: Porites lobata
Lineage: Eukaryota; Metazoa; Cnidaria; Anthozoa; Scleractinia; Poritidae
Source: the annotation of a GenBank genome assembly
AUGGCGGACAGUUAUGUGCAAGACGAACUCACCAGACUUCGAUUGAAACUAGUUGAACAAGCAAGUCGAAAUUUCAUCACAUGAUUUUUGGGGAUAUAGAGUGAAACCUUUAAUAAUUCUUUUCACUGUUCAUAGAAAAUCAGAGGUCAAUCAAGCUAUGGAAUGGGCGCUAGUUACUACAGCUCCCCUUCAAGUUCAAACGCUGGUAUAAAGCUUGUACCUGUUUUGAGUAUUUUUGAUUAAUUAAUUUGGCUCAUAUUUUGCCGAUUUUGCUUUAGUCCAAUCACAAUUUUCUUAUAAUUUAUAACGUAGGAAUUCAACAGCUGCUACAAGCAGAAACUCUGAAGAGUGAACAACUUCUCCAAAGAGUUAAAGUAAGAACAUAAGAAAAGCUCACGUUGCGAGCUAUUUAAAUUUUGAGGGGCCAUUGUCUUUAACUUCUGAACCCUUCCUCCUCUAUCGAGGUACAGUUGUUAAUGUUAUCCAUUAGGAAAAACAAUGAUCAACAUGCCAACACAUUUUCCCGCCUUCUCUAAUUCAUAGAGAGGAUAAUGUGUUCAAGCUAGAGAUCGACGGCACUCACAUGCAGCUAUCCAUUCCGAUGACUCUUAACCCCCUCCCUCCCACUAGGAUUUCCUCGCACCUCAAUAAGGUAGGGCAUGCAAACAUUAAAUGGAAAGGCUCAAAAUGUUUUCUUGCCCACAAACACACCUGAAGAAGAGUUUUUUUCAGUGAGUAUUCCCUACAUUACUCACCAUGAAUCUUUCAUUUUGAAGGCAGAAGAAGAUUGGGGAGAGUAGAAAGUGGGAACAACAGGGUGUGCACAAUGCUAAAGGAUAAAGUGGGUUUCUCACCUGUCUCCUUACCAUGUCCCCAUCCUGGGUACCUCCUGUGACUCAUGCAACAGAACCACCCCCCCCCCCCCACACCAAAAAAAAUAUUGUUUGUCCUGCCGUUAUUAGUCAAAGUUUAAAGAGAUAUAAAAGUGAGAGAAAAAAAGCAGUUUCCCUUUAAUCAUCCUAGCUAUUUGAGAUAUUCAGUGGUACUUUCACCAUUGUGGGGAGAGGGGGGGGAGCACUCUUUUUUUGAGACAAUAUGGUAAUGUAAAGUAAGUAACUUGUCAACAGUUGCUACAUGUCAGGUAACCUUAUAAGCUUUCUCUUUUAGGAGGAAAGACGCCAUCACCAAACACGUUCUUACAAUCAAGAUGAUGAUCAUUCAAAAGGUAAAAGCAAAUUAAUUGUUGCGGCGAACAACUUCUGGCAACUCCACAGAAAGUUUAUGAGUAAUUUUAUAUACUUGUCUAAUAUAAAUCCAUAAGUCAACAGAAUUUAUAGAUAUCCAGAGCUGUCAUUAAGGGGCAGGGGCCAGCGAUUUUCCCCCACUACCAUGAACGUGGUCCCCAGUUACUUUCAGAGAAUAAUAGAAGAAAAAAUAGAACCAAAAGAAAUCCUUAGCUGUUUGAUUCCCAGCCUACUUGUUGUGUUUGCCUGGCAACUUGAAAUCUUUAAGACAGCCCUGGACAUGCUUAAAAGAGUGUCUAAUAUUGUUGAACUAUGGGUCAUAAAAUUUGUCUCCUUAAACAUUUUCUUUCAUGUUGUUGUCAAGUCCUAUGAGUCAUAAAUGUGAUGAACAAAAUCAUUGUUUCAUUGUUGAGUUGGUAAACAGAGUGUUAAGAGACAACAAGUUGUUAAGUUACAUCAGUAUUGUCAAAAUUAAUCACCACUGUUACAUGCAAAUUUUCCUGAAUCUAAAACAAUAAUUUUGAUGUUGAAAAUAUCCAUGCAUUUGACUUCGUACAUGGUUAAUUUUAUCCAGAGAUGAUGUCAAUGGUUAUGUCACAGAAUAUGCAGCUUCAGCAGAUGAUGUUACAGCAGAUGAUCUCAUCAUCAGCUACAAACAGAUCACAUGCCGCAGAGAACAGAAUUGAUCACCACAGGUAGUUUUGCUGACUUGCAGCUUGUAUGAUUUUCCCUUCGUCUUCUUUGUGCUCAUAAUAACUAUUAAAUACAUUGUACAGAUAGACUCGUCAAUGAAGCUGCUCAUCCAUAGAAUAAAGGAUUGGUAAUCUAAUGGUUAUUUAUUUAUUCCUUUGUUGCAAUUUCUUCCAGUUUUCCCACAACCAAACCAGUUGAGAUUGAGCAAAUUGGUCAUCGGGAAAUGACACCAUUUUCUAACCUUCAAAGAGAUACUAAAAGAGGUACCAGCAAUAUUAUUUUCUUCAUUUGGUAUCUUAUGCAUGAUUUCAAUCUUUAGUUCCCAAUCUUCCAUGGUCAAAAUAUCCAAGAAUUAACUUUUUAUUACUUUUAUCAGAGCCUGCUCCCCCCGUACCUGCAGUGAAGCAGUCAGUGGCUGUUCAACGAAAACCAUCACCCAAACCAUUGGUAAAAUAAUAUUGUUCCAAAUCUUGUAUGUGACUGUUGUGCAGUGACUAGAAACUAGUAGCAGUAAGUAAUGGUAACCACUUUAACUCAACAUGGUACAACAUUAUAUAAUCCUUAAAGCAUAUUCCUUCCCCCACCCUCUGUGUCCUAGAGAAUUGAAAGAAGAAGAACCCUUGACACAAGUUGAGGCUUUCAGCACAAAAUUAGACUUGUAUCUACCAAGAUUAAACAUUUAAAUCAACAUACUAGGCCGAGUUCAAGAGACCACGCAUAAAGCCAGGUGUAUACCAGGCAGAAAGCCUCCAGCCAGCAUAUUCUCUUUGUUCACAAAAUAAUUUUUUUAAAUUAGUGCUAGAACUAGAGUGUACCGCAUUAAAAGGUAGAGGCAGUAUAGAGGCAUUUUAAAAAUCCGCUAACCAGCUAUUUUCCUGUAGGUCCCUAGAGGUACUGCUUCUCCUGUUCGACCAACAGAGAGAUUGUCUGAACCACAGAAAAGGUCUCAUACUUCUGUAAAGCCUCAGGGAUUUAUUGGUCAAGUCGCCAGGGGCAAUCCUGAGCAUCCCUACCCUUUUCCUGGGACCAAAAGAGUCAGAAAGCUGCGGCACUUUGGUUACGUAGCCUGGGCCUGCUUCAUACUUCUAUCACUGCUAAAAAAAGUAGAGCAAAGAAGACUUGAUGCUAUGGACCAUCUGAAUUCUCUUAUUAAUGAUGCCAUUGAUAAGCUCCACAGAAAACACUAUCUUGAUCUUGAUAGCCCUAUUUAUGCCACAAUUCAAGAUGCAGUUAGCGAAGAUUCUUUAGAUUUGAAAGUUAAAAAUCCCGGAGUCUUUCAGAGGCUGUCAAGAGAUGCUCAAGCUGCUUUGAGUGAACUUUCUUCAAUGAUUGAGACAAUUGUUUAUAAUGUGACACAAAUCAAGCCACCUACUGGACUGCUUAGUGCAACAAGGGAGGGUGUCCUGUGGGAACUGACACAAGUGGGUGUCCUGUUACCACAAGACUACUUGUGGCAAGUUGAAAAGGUUUGAAAGUGAAUUGACGUGAUAUGUGCCAUUACAGAAUUUGUCAGACAAUGAACUAUCUCUUUUCCAACCAAAGGUCCUGACACUCUACCUCUUGGGAGGGAAUUUAUUAAUGAUAAUGUCCAGUUCUGUGUUGCCCCUAAAGGUUCUUCUUAUACUCUGCAUAGUGUUGUACAUAUAUACUUAGAGAUGAGACCAUGUGUCAAGUGGUUGCUUACAAGAGGUUAAAAACAAUGGAAAAUUAUUAAAAGUGAAACCCCAAAAGGCGGUCAUUGUCACUUACGAGAGGUGGACGUUUAUUUACAAGAGGUUCCAACUUCAGGGCUUUGACUGAAUGGGUAGAUGGUUGCCUAUAGGGGCUCGUGGCUUACUAGAGUUGCUCACUUAUAUAUGGAAGUACUUAGCCGGCAAAGAGCAGCCUGGGGAGCUUACUUGUAGUCUAGGAGGUUUUUUACAGUUACUAUAUCUCAGCCAUGUGUCUUAUAAGCUACAAAAGUCGCUUGUAUUUUGCUUUAGUAAAAUCUGUUUUAAAAUUGCAGAGUUAUUAAAAAUUGCACAUGAAAAAAGAAAUCACUUCUGAAAGACAAAAUAUAAAACAUAUGAGAAAGACUUUUUUUGUCCUUUGUUCAUAGGAUAACAUGACCUUCUCUGAACGAGGAGAACUGGUCCAAGUAACCAAUCAAGUUAGCACCAUUCUCCUGCUCGGGUUGUUCAUCUCAAGAAGUCUGGUAUCCACACUGUUGUUGGAGCCUACUGAGUGUGGCCUGAUAGACAGUGAACCCAGCAAUCUGGCUGCUUCUAACCUCAAGGUCAGCUGUGUAAUAAAUUUUGAAAACAAUAUUAUUAUUCUGAAGUCAGCACCCCAUUGAAUCCUUUAGGGGACUUAUAACUUUCUUUCCUCCCACACUGGUGACUUGACAUCAUUUUCAUCUUCGUUUGCUUAUAAUCAUUUAACAUGUUUCAAAGAAUUGCGACUUCUUUAAGGCUUUUUGGGCUACAGUGGACUCUCUCUUAACGGCCACCUUUAUAAGAUGUGCACCUCUGUAAGGCGGACACCAAGCAUUGGUCCCUGCAGCAGUUCUUUACUUCUUUUAUUUGACUCUCUAUAAGAUGGACCUCUCUAAGACGGACACUUGAUGCCGGUCCCUAAGGUGUCCGUUAACUGUAGUCCAUAGUUCACUUUGUUUCCUCAUUGUUUCCCAACCAUCGCUGCGAGGACCUGUUACAGCUGCAGGGCAUAUCGGACUUACAGUAAAUGUUCUAUUAUGACAGUAAAUCUUCUAUUAUUCUAUUAUUUCAACCACAUUUGAGGGGGGGGGCUUGAUAGAGACCGGGGGAGUUAUUUGAAAGGGGGAGCUUAUUUAAUUUAGCAAAGACAAUGGUAUCAGUUCUCAAUAACAAACUAGAACACAAAGUGGAAAAGUUCAAGUACAAGAAGUUAGAGGUCAUGCAGCUGGAGAUCAAAAACAAAUCCGAACUUCCAGUUGGUGAAUAAACCAUCGUGGCUCAGUCCAAACGAAGUUUUACAGCCGUGAUUGAUUAAUACAGUCUAUCAUUUAUUAGUGAAGAAUAAUUAGCAGAGGGGAGGGGGCUUAAAAGAGAGGGGGGCUCAUUAACUUUCUUUCCCCGAAAGGGACGGGGGCUUAUUAGAGAGAGGGGGCUUUUUUGAGAGGGGGGCCAAAUAGAGGAUUUACGGUAGUUCUAAUGUAAUGAUCCAGUAGGAGUGUGAAUUCUUAGAUUCCAAAUCCUUUUUUUAGAUUCAAGAAUCGGGAUUUCAAUUUUGCAAAGAUAUCUGCUAGCAGAUAACUGACUAAUAUGAAGGUUGCGCACUCAAUGCAUGAUUUCCAGCUACGGGGCAAAGUGUGUUCCGUUCGAUGGUGCGUUUGUCGUUCGUCGAAACAAUGUCAAAUAAAGCAAAUAUUAGAUUCGGUAUUUGUGAUUUCCCGAAUAAUCAAGGUCUCGGUAAGUGUUAUCAGCCUUGGCCUUCGGCUCGGCUGAUAACACAUACCUCGACCUAGAUUAUUCCGGAUGUCACAAAACUGAGAACCGAAUCCAAAAAAAAAUUAUUGAUGGUAUGUUUUCCUUGAAUGUUAGGUUUUAGCCUCUGUUCUUAUGAGAAUUGUACGUGACGUUUCGUUAUGGCAAAAGAAAAAGACGAUGGUAAGGCUUUACAUCCGACAUCUUGAGUUGUCCUUUUCCCGUAGAUAUAGCCUGCGUAGAAAACGUUUCCGAGUUAACGCUCGAAAGUUGGAGCGAGAGCGCUCAUGCUCUAACUUUCUUGACGAACUCGCGCGGAAUGGCUUGCUACGUAGGCUACCGUAGAUCAUUCAUGAUAGAACGUGAAAAUCACAACAUGGACGGGAGAACCUAAUUUUCACUGGUCGUAGUCGUGGGUAAAUUGCCGUCAGAGUGUAGACUACGAUAAGUCUCUCUUUUUUCUUAGUCUAGCGAGCGAAACGCACGAGACACGAAAAUGACUACUCGUAUUGCGGCUUCGAGUUUUUACGCUCGCACUCUCCUCGCUACAUACAAAGAAAAAAAGAGACUGCUCACAGUCCUACCAUCAGUGAGCUAAAAUGUCUCGGGAAAAGUAAAAUAUCAUCAUUCGUGGGUCUGGGUCGCCUGAGCACUAGAAUUCGCUCGCUUCUGCUGCAUAAGUCACAAGACGAAGGGAAGGGAAUCGCAAAUAAAACUGCGAGCUUAAGCUGAUUUUCAGUGUCCCCUAGAACUAAAAAAAAAAUUCCCAAAUCAUCCUUUUCACUUUGAAUGUUCUUCCCUCUUUCGUCCUCGGCUCCGAUCUCAGUCUUUCUACUGAUAAAUACAACAAAGGUACCAUUUUUGUCAUGCUAAAAGUCACUGUCUCUUGGAAUGUUGUUUAAAUACUCGAGCCUCAUUCUUGAUGUCACUCUUCUUUUGGCAUUUUGUAGCCUUUAGCGUCGGAAGUAAGCCCAGAACUGUUUAGUGAUGAGGAUAUGAAAUAUAUCUACAAGAAACUAGAUGAUACAUUGAUUUGGAGUAGGGUCUGUAUAUUCAUUUGUCCUUUCUAAAUAUUUUUAAGUUGAGUUUCAUCAUUGGACACCAUACCCUAGUGAGACAACUCAAACGUUCAAAAUGUUUUUUCUGAUAUGGGAUGUUUUCAUUUUUUUGACAGGCAAACCUGAAAAGAUGGGCCGAAGCUUAUAUAGACUCUGUCAGUAGAAGUUAACGCUCUGUAAAGAAAAAAAUGAUGCCCGUGAAUUACGUUAUGGUGGCUAACUUUCCCGACUCGCGAAAAACGUUCUCGUGAGCGUUAAAGGGCGUGACCCUAGAGAUGCAAGAUUAUGCAAUUAAAAUUGCAUAGCCGUGUUUACUUGUCAUGACACACUAUUCUGCCAAACUCUGUAGUAUGUGAGUGUAUUUUGUCGC